UGUACCUCCUGAAAAAUAUAAGAUUAUUUUGCUUUGGUUGUUACAGGUUAAGAGAAGUAAAAAUGUUUCGCCAAUUUAUAACGAUCGUUGUUCUUGCAUUAAUUUCAUAUACUUAUGCACAAUACACUUCACCAGGUCAAUGUAGUGACAGAACUAACUUGAGAGCGGUGCAAAAUUUCAGUUUUUCAGGGUAUGCAGGAAAUAACGCGUCAUGGUAUCCUAUAUACACAUACGUCAACUCCGAUUGCCAAAUCGUAAAUUUUGCCCUAACAGAUAACGUAACUAUGGAUAUGGUUUACAUACAAAAAAAUUUAACGACAGGUGUAUGGUUUGGCAGACGUGGUGUAGUAACGUGGGUACCGGGUAGUAGGAGAGAAGGUGUUUUAAGUCUGGUUUACCCCGAUGUUCGAGAUCCGUUAAUAUUUAGAAUACUUGGAAUUGAUUAUGUCAACUACACCAUUGAUUACAGAUGCAUCAACCUAGAUAGCUCAAACAAGAGAGAAUUUCUGUAUAUAAUGAGCCGGACCAACUCCUUGUCACCAGCAUUAAAUGCCACAGUUCAACAAAUUGUUCGAGCCAACGGUCUUGGUGGAAUAGAACAGAUGCAUGUUGUACAGGACGCAGCAUCCUGCACAAGAUGAAUGAAUCAGUAAUGUUUCAGUUUUCUGAUUACAGUUACAAUGUAAAUUAUGAUUUCUCACUGGUUUCGAAAUAAAUUGGCAACAUAGCAUUUUAA
Molecule: messenger RNA, 736 nt
Organism: Agrilus planipennis (emerald ash borer)
Lineage: Eukaryota; Metazoa; Arthropoda; Insecta; Coleoptera; Buprestidae
Exons: 3
Coding region: 63-641 (192 amino acids)
Source: RefSeq, a predicted model, not a curated record